Kluyveromyces marxianus DMKU3-1042 is the source of this 423-nucleotide messenger RNA. It is a transcript of the gene MMF1, whose product is annotated as RidA family protein. Gene Ontology annotation, molecular function: deaminase activity. The coding region runs from base 1 to 423 and encodes 140 amino acids. The transcript has a single exon. The record is from RefSeq and is a predicted model, not a curated record. Gene Ontology annotation, cellular component: mitochondrion; cytosol. Lineage: Eukaryota; Fungi; Ascomycota; Saccharomycetes; Saccharomycetales; Saccharomycetaceae.
AUGUUCAGACAAGCCUUCAGAAGCGCAGUAAGAAACAUGAACACUUUGACCCCAGUUAGAACUCAAUUGGCGCCCCCACCAGCGGCAUCCUACUCCCAGGCCAUGAAGGUCGACAAUUUGAUCUUCGUUUCCGGCCAAAUCCCAUACACUGCUGAAAACAAGCCUGUGGAAGGUUCAAUUGCAGCAAAGGCCGAACAAGUGAUUCAAAAUGUGAAAAACAUCUUGACUGAGGCCAACUCCGACUUGAACAAGAUCGUCAAGGUCAACAUCUUCUUGGCUGACAUCAAGGACUUUGCUGAGUUCAACUCCGUCUACGCUAAGUACUUCAAUGAACACAAGCCUGCUAGAUCAUGUGUGGCUGUUAAGGACUUGCCAUUGAACGUCGAUUUGGAAAUGGAGGUUAUUGCUGUUGAAAAGGAUUAA